Molecule: messenger RNA, 1476 nt
Organism: Caenorhabditis elegans
Lineage: Eukaryota; Metazoa; Nematoda; Chromadorea; Rhabditida; Rhabditidae
Gene: tbg-1
Product: Tubulin gamma chain
Biological process (GO): microtubule-based process; cytoplasmic microtubule organization; microtubule nucleation
Cellular component (GO): hemidesmosome; gamma-tubulin complex; centrosome
Molecular function (GO): GTP binding
Source: RefSeq, marked reviewed
AUGUCCGGUACGGGUGCCUUGAUGACUGUCCACGUUGGACAGUGCGGAAAUCAGCUUGCUCAAGCCUUCUGGAAAUCGAUGGUCGACGAACAUGGAAUCAAUGAACGUGGACAAACAACUCACGAAGACGAUAUGAAUGAUAAGAAAGAUCUAUUGUUCUACCAGGCUGAUGACGAUCAUUAUGUGCCAAGAGCAGUUCUAGUCGAUCUAGAACCUCGUGUAAUCAACGGAAUGAUGCAGUCUCCAAACUUUUCGAAUCUUUUCAAUACGGACAAUAUAUUCAUGUCCGAUCACGGAGGUGGUGCUGGAAAUAAUUGGGCAAGUGGAUAUUGUCAAGGACAAGAAGUUCAAGAGAAGAUAAUGGAUAUCAUCAUUCGAGAGGCUGAAAAUACGAACAAUUUGGAUGGAAUUCUAUUUACUCAUAGUGUUUCUGGAGGAACUGGAUCUGGAACGGGAUCUCUCUUGCUCGAAAGGCUUCGCGAAGCAUUUCCGAAGAAAGUUAUUCAAACUUACAGUGUUUUUGCAAAUAGUGACACCAGUACUGACGUUGUUGUUCAUCCAUAUAACUGGGUACUUUCUAUGCAAAGACUUAUUGAGAAUCCUGAUCAUGUUGUUGUCCUCGAUAAUGCUGCACUGCACCGUCUUGCGGCUGGAAAAUUCAAAACAGAUACACCAACAUUUGAUCAUAUCAAUUCUCUUGUCGCCCGAAUCAUGAGCACUUCCACUGCUCCAUAUCGAUUCAACUCUGCAAUGUGCCCAUCAAUUCGGUAUUUGGAUUUGGCUCCGUUUCCACCAAUGCACUUUAUUCAAUCCGCUAUCUCUCCUGUUGUCGAUCCAAAUGAGAACUUUACCCGAAAAACUUCAGUCGCUGACGUCACUCGCUUCUUGUUAAAACCAACUUCAAUGAUGGUUUCAACUGCUUCUCGGGUUCGGCCAAAUGACUGCAUGCUAUCAGCUUACAUGUUCCUUCAAGGACAAAUUGAGGCACAUACAAUUAUGACUGCUGAGCAAAACGUUGAUUUCGCAAUCAGAAGGCCUCCAUUCUACAUGCUUAAACCACUUCGAAUGAUGCAUGCUCCACUCUCUCCAUAUGUUCGGCCACAAUACAAAGUAUCUGGACUCUUGCUCAAUAACAGCACAAGCGUGGCUCCGUUAUUCGAAUCGCUUCUCUCCAAAUACGACAAACUACGAUCAAAGAGAGCCUUCAUCGACAAGUUUGAAAAGAUUGACAAUUUCUCGCUGGAUAUGAUGGACGAUGCAAUGCACAUUGUGCAAGACUUGCUGGACGAGUACAAGGCGGUCGUACAAAAGGACUAUCUGACAAGAGGGCUUUAGAUUUAUUAUUAUUUAUUCUCGCGGGAUUCUCAUUCACUUCUUAAAACGGAUCUCUGUCGAUUAUCAUAUGCUGUGUUUAUUGUAUUAUUUAUAUCAUGUGCUCCUCAUCAUCAUCAUAAUUUUCACAUAAAUAUUGGUACU